Messenger RNA from Rotaria sp. Silwood1, 441 nucleotides. Lineage: Eukaryota; Metazoa; Rotifera; Eurotatoria; Philodinida; Philodinidae. The record is from the annotation of a GenBank genome assembly.
AUGAUGGUAACUAAUGUCUGUGGAAGUUGUUUGCAAGUGAAAGUACUUUCAGCUCGAGCAGUGUUUGAUAAAACACAAGAUGUAAUAGUGGAAGUGCAAUACAAUAACACUAGUAAUGACACAAUAUCGAUUUAUAACUGGCGUUUACCAAGCAAUGAAUUGAGUGAUCCAUUAUUCAAAGUAACUUGUAAUGAUAUUCCUGUUGAUUAUGUCGGUCCAUUAAUGAAACGACGUGCACUAACUGUUGAAGAUAUGACUCCUCUAGAACCUGGAAAAACAAAAAUCAUUCAAGCUCGAUUAUCAUCAGUAUACGAUAUGACCAAGACCGGCAUUUAUUCAAUCCAAUAUGAUAUGCCAACUGAACGUGUUGUCUACAAGCAUGCUCGAACAUUCGAAAGAGGAAGCUCACUAAUACUUUUACAAUCAACAGCAUCAGUGUAA